Messenger RNA from Neodiprion fabricii, 5096 nucleotides. RefSeq lists its product as uncharacterized. The record is from RefSeq and is a predicted model, not a curated record. The transcript is spliced from 25 exons. Gene Ontology annotation, molecular function: protein tyrosine phosphatase activity. NCBI's taxonomy places the organism in Eukaryota, Metazoa, Arthropoda, Insecta, Hymenoptera, Diprionidae. Gene Ontology annotation, biological process: protein dephosphorylation. Bases 271 to 4368 code for a protein of 1365 amino acids.
GUUUCCAGCGCGGUUUCCUGCUUUCGUCUCUUGCAUCAAGUAAUGUCGGCACGCAAUUCCAUUCUUCGAUGACAGUGUCUUUUACCUUCAUCUUUAAAAUGCGCCGCAAGUCGUCUCAGUAGCGGAUGAUUGUUUGAGUCUGGUGUCGAAGGAAAGUGAAGUGAAAAGCUCAUACAGUGGAAAAAAGAUAUUUUCUUGCAUUCAAUGAUUUGAUCACUUUGCGAAAAGUGGCUUCUCCAGUUUUCCAAGAAAAAGAUUCCUUUCGUCAAAAUGAUCAUCUCCUGUAGGGUGUGCCCAGCACUAAUUGCAUUUUGUUUCGCGUUGCUGGUGGUGGACAUUUUAGCAGAGUUCAUCGCGGUGCGCACUCCCUGGAAAUAUGACGAUUUAAUCCAGGUCACUUGCAUGUCCGAAGAUGACGAGAGUAUUUUGUUUUGGAACUGUUUCAAUUCUUCUUCUCUUUUUUCCCCCUGUGAUUGGCAUUUCAACGGCGACGUUACAUUCCUGCCGAUGCGAAAGAAUUGCAAGGAAGGGUCCGACGACAUCGUCCCCGGUGAGACCCGCUGUCUUUACGUAUGGAAUGCAGCAUCGCAGUGGAAACUUACAAAUUCUAUAGAUGAUCCAAUGGACCUGACAUUCGACAACGGUUGGACAGGUAACCCGUAUCUACCGAUAAAGCUGCCAGUCCAGGAGUCAAAUGGCUUAGUAUUUUCUUGGCGUGGAAAUGGUAAUAUCACCUUGGUGUUUGAAAAAACCAAUCUGAAGUCUUCAAAAGGAGAAAAGAAAGGAAUCGGUAAUACAAAGCCGAAUAAAUCUGAUGAAGUGAUCUGCCCAAAUUCAACGAAAUAUACCAGAGAAAUUCGACCCGGCCCUUACCCACUCAUGUGGCAAUCAUGCAUUCUUAAGUGGGACAAGAAACACGAGGUGAUCGAGUACUAUUUGAUGACUACGAAUGGCUCUACCACAGAAAAAUUUAAUUCUACAGUAAAUUUCGAUACUAUAGAAAUUCUACCAUAUGACGGAGAUUUCCUGCUUCACAAAUACACUUAUUUUCUAACAACCGAGAAUAAAGCAUCGAUUACAAGAAAAUUCUAUAACUCUUAUGAUAAUCUUUGCUUGUAUUUUUUGGUGAGCCUUUGCUCUAAUUGUUCAUUUGGAAUCAAAUUCUCCGAUAAAAACAAUAAUUCGAAGUACGAAGAAAUCGGACCUUUUAAGGAUAGCGAAGCACUGUCCUGGCGAUGGGAAAUACUUAACGUGUCUUCGGGUUUACUCUCAAAAAGUUCAAUUCACGUCGAAAUGACAACCAGAAUGAACGGGACGGGCCAAGGCCGAUGGGCGGCUCGUUAUUUCAAAACCUGUCAGUCAAGAGCCACUGUAAGAAAAUCUUCAAUAUUGCUUAAUCAAGGAAGGCAUCUUGCGUGCGAAAAAUUAUCGCACAGCGAACACAUAUACAUCAAUACGCAGGAAAAAUCAAUUAAAAAUAUUACUUUAGGCAGCUUAGCACAGUGUCUCCGAGGGGAUGGGCCAUUCUGCACAUUCAACCGCACUAACUCAUGCGAUGGGACAAGUAUCUGUAAUCCAAGUGGCUGCACCUGUCCUCCAGGAUGCAAAGGUGCCAACUGUACUGAAGAAUGCACGGAAGGACAUUAUGGAUACAAUUGCCAGAAUAUUUGUGAUCAAUGCGACCCAAGAAAUUGCAGUAAAAUAAACGGGCUAUGCUUCUCUGGGUGUAAACAACACUACGUGGGACGAUACUGCGAGACACAACUGCAACGUCCGUAUAUCGAAAAUUCAACUAAUCCAACUGCGGUGAUAUUGAAUUUUUCCACGAUCCUCGAUGAUGUAGACGAUCGUAACAUUUCUGUCGAAAUGAAGAACGAAAACGAAGGGUGGACGCCGAUUCAUAUGGAUCCAAAUUUCUCUGGUAAAAUAAAACUGUGUAUCAAAGAUCUGAAACCGGAAAUGCGGUACGAGGUCCAGGUCGCACUGGACAAGUCAAAGAGUCCCGCACUCAGCUUCACCAUACCGUACAAUUCACGUAAGGUGAAAGGUACGCCGCCGUGCGAUAUGAAUUUUACCAAGAAUUUGCCGAUUGGCCGUGAAGAAAAUUCCAUCAAACUGACGUUCCCUUCAACAAAAAAUGACGAGAAGAACUAUUUAGUCUUGUUGAGAAAUUAUUCAACCGAGGUCAGCUCAAAAUUGCCUACGUUGGAGGACGUGACCGAAGCAAGUUCGGAGUGCGGGAAAGAUGCUUGCAUGUACGAUUUUCAACAAAACAAGAACUCGAAUUCCAUCACCAUAGGCCUCAAUCACGCCUGUCCAGUGCAUCCUGAUGCUAUUUAUCUGGUUCGGGUAUUUUUUCGGGACUCGUUCAGCGAUACGGUCUACGCGUGUGGGAACCGCAAGGUUAAGGAAUUCGGAUCGGCAUCAGUGUCGUCGAUCAUUAAAUUUGCAAUUGUGGGGAUUAUCAUUGUGGUGAUUAUCAUUGCGGUGAUGCUCUACGUUUUCUACAAAAAAUUUCAUUGCAUCUUACUGAGUAACGAAACGUCAGUCAGCAUGGCUCAAUUUGUUAGUGAAACAUUUUCGAUCACCAACAAAUCUGACGUGUCAAUCUUCAGCGAUACUGCAUACUCGGAGAGACUCAAAAAGUUUGAAAAUGACGUAAGAAGAGCCGCAGAGGACGGAAAACUUCAGCAGCAAUACAACCUUCUACCAAAAGGUCUGAGACAUUCGUGCGAGUAUGGGAGGUUGCCGCAGAAUAAGGAAAAGAAUAGAUACAGAAAAUUGAUAGCGUAUGACAAGACUCGAGUCAUGUUGUCCAGAGAUUGCGACGACAGUAACUCCGACUACAUCAACGCCAACUACGUUCCGGGAUACACAAAGCAAAAGGCAUACAUUGCAACGCAGGGGCCGACAACGGAAACGGUGAAUGACUUUUGGAGAAUGAUUUGGCAGGAAGAGGUUCGCGUCAUAUGCAUGCUGGUGGGCGUGAUGGAGAAUGGAAAGAAAAUGUGCGAGCAGUAUUGGCCAGAGGUCGGGGGUGAGAUGGAGUACGAUGAAAUUGUCGUCUCGAAUCUAACCCAAGAUGUGUUCGCCGAUUACACCUACAGGACCCUCAACGUUACGAAGCAUUGCGAAACGGAAAUGCGUAAGAUUGAACAUCUCCAGUACACGACCUGGCCGGAACACGGAGUUCCCACUUAUUCGCAUUCCGUAAUCGAGUAUCUGAACAAGGUCUUAUCAAUCCCCCCAGGACAGGGACCGAUAGUUGUACAUUGCAGCUCCGGCACAGGGCGAACCGGAACUAUUAUUCUGUGCGACAUCAGUCUCCGGCACCUAGCCGCUGAAGGGACGGUGGACGUCUUUGCUCAAGCCAAAAUUAUGUACGACGCUCGUGCCGACAUGUUGGAGAGCUUUUCGCAGUACGUGAUGGCGCACUUGGUUCCUACUCAGUGCCUGAUUCUACUACCGUCAGCCGUUUUGUGCCGUGACAUUACCCCGGAAAAAAUUAACGAAAUGAAAAAGGAUUUACCAGUUUUUAUGAAACGACUCGAGGAAUGCGCCUGGAUGGAUAAAGCUAUGCGACCAUUGGAACCGCUGAGACCUCCACUUCCUGAGAACAUAAAAAAAAAUAGAUUUCCUAGAUUCACGCCAGUUGGUCCUUCGUUGGUGACGCUGCAGAAGUGUCCAUCAAAUGACAACACCAGCGAUUACAUCAGUGCAGUUAGCAUCGACGGAGUCAGGACGAAAAAACAAUACAUAGCUUCCCAGUUGCCACUACCGACAACGCGUAGUGACUUGUGGAGGUUGAUUGUCGAGAAUAACAUCGAACUUAUCGUAAUACUGCAACGUCCCAAUUUGGAAGACGAAUCAUGCUGUAACGUCAUACCCGAAAAAACAAGUGCGAUCAUCCCAUUACCUUACGUCAAGGUAGAAAAUAAAUCGAACUUGGAAACCGAUGGCUGUUUUACGGUGAACCAUCUACUGUUGACCGACAAUUCGGAGGAACCAGCAACAAAAAAAAAAAUUACCGUCUUGACCUGCAACGAUUGGAGCACUGAAGCAGGUGCUAGUCCACCUCCACCCAAGGCGUUGGUAGACCUUUGGGAAGCUUCGGAAAACAUUGUGCGCCCAGAAGGACCCACGCUCGUUCUUUGCUACGAUGGCCUCACGGGAUGUGGCCUGUACCUGGCACUGAGUUUUAUGCUCGAAAGGAUGAAAGUUGAACAGGAUUGCGACGUCAUUUUGGCUGUUCACGCAGUGCGGCGAUCAAGACAAGAGUUCGUAGUGGCGCAGUGGCAGUUCGAGUAUCUCUACGACGCGGCUCUGGAAUUUAACGCCAGCUUCAAGAUUUACGAUAAUUUAUCAUAACUAGAUGGACGCGAAGCUCUCGGACUAGUGCAAUACUGUCUAAACGGAAAAUAUGACUCAUCGAGGGAUUAUACGUCUCAUCUUAACCACUGAUAUUUUGUCAUGUGUGAUUUUUUAACUUUAGGGUAGUAAAUAACAAUACGAGUCGGCGAUAAAAAAAAUUUAUGAAUAUUUUCACAUGAUACAUAUAGUUUUAGGCUAGUUUAGAGUAUAAGCUCCGUUUUUACGUAUUACGUUGAAAAAAAUUUGAUUUAUAUAUUCGUAUACAUAUAGAUAUUUGUUUUUCGAAUAAUUGUUGUAAAAUAAUUAAAUAUUUUCGUCAGUUUUGACGGAGUAAUAUCAUAAAUUCACGUCACUCUGUAAGCAUAUUUUUUACUUUGAUAACCCCACUGUACAUACGCAUAGUAUCAGUAGUAGAGUAGUCAUCAUUUUUUUUUACCCAAUUAAAUAGUUAAAACUUUAUACAUAUAUAGAUAGUUUUAUAUCAUUUAGCCUGUAGUUUACAACUAAAAUCCAUUCAACAAUUGUGUCAUCUGAAUAUGCUGAAUGUGACAUAGUGUAUAUCACAUGAAUGUCGUAUUUUAUUAUAUUGAAGACUACUAUCACGAACAGUAACAAUAAAGUGUGUCUACUUUUAGAAAAGAAAAAUUCACAAACCUGUUAAACGAAUGAAUAUGUACGUAUUAUUACGACGUAACACAAUAAGAAUUUUGUUCCCUUGAAUAAAA